GUGGUGGGGGGGAGUAACUGCGACAACAUGUAGCUCGCCGGCCACCUCCACACUACAGUCGUCCCUCUUAGCACAUCGGUGGGACCUUUGCACCCCUGCAAACGGACUCGCCUACCGCCGUCCUACUUCAUUACUAUUCAGUGGGUAUCAAGAGACGCCGAAGUUUGACUGGGGGAAACUCAAAUGAUAUAUAUACAGGCUAACCGGUGGGUCGACGGUGCGAAUCUCCAAUGAGACUAAACUGACUUGAAACGACACUGACAUCAUGCUUUUCGAUACGUAACCUUUAUAAAUCUUAUUUAUUUGUUUUUCGUGCUGGGACAGGGCGAAAAAACACUGGACUCUCCUUUGAAGUCGACUGUAUCUCUGCGAUCAUGGAUCACUUUCAAUGUUUGGUGGCUUUUUUGGGGCUUUUUAUGUCAACUAUGUUGCGGAGUUUAAGCGCUCAGCACCUCAACGAGUCGAAGCCCUUUCUGGACCAGAUCCUGCGCUUCUAUGGAGAAAAGUCGAACAUCACGGUGCCGGAUUUUGAAAAUCUAGUCAUGUUGAUGUCUGACAGUUCCGCCGAGGAACUAACGGAGGGAAAUCCUCUGGUCAAUGAAAGCUGUCUCUCCUUUGGGGGUAUUCUGGCCCACUACGGCCUAGGCAAGGAGAUCCAUCUGACGAGGGAACAUCUGGAGCGGAUCUGCCCCGCCGUGUUGACCCAGGUGCUGCUGCCCUCUUGCCGCUACGUGCUGCCCCCCACAGCGGUUCCCCUGCCGGUCGACUACUAUGUGUGGGGCUACGGCUUCCUGUCGGUAACCAUCAUCAACCUGGCGUCUCUGUUCGGUCUGCUGCUCAUCCCCUUCACCAAGAAGCCCUACUUCCCCAAGGUGCUCACCUACUUCAUCGGCCUGGCCAUCGGCACGCUGUACUCCAACGCCGUGCUGCAGCUCAUCCCCGAGGCUCUGGGCUUUGACCCCAAGGUGGACAACUACGUGCAGAACGCCAUCGGCAUCUUCGGCGGCUUCUACCUCCUCUUCUUCACGGAGAAGAUCCUGAAGAUGGCUCUAGGCAUGGACCACGAGCACAGCCACUUCGCGGCGGGCUCCCUGGCGGGGGACCUCUCCCUGGGGGGGCCGCUGCCCAACGGGGAGCUGGAGGAGAAGAGGGACUGCGUGAUCCAGACCAGCAUCAGCACGGUGGCCCUGGAGAAGACGGCGCAGCUCCCCGACGGCCACCUGGACACGCCCUCACACCAGGAAACGCGGGUGGCGUGCCAUUGGCUGCGGGGUCAGCGGAUCUCCAACAUCAAGACGGUGGCGUGGAUGAUCACGCUGAGCGACGCGCUGCACAACUUCAUCGACGGCCUGGCCAUCGGCGCCUCCUUCACCGUGUCCACGCUGACCGGCUUCAGCACCUCCAUCGCCAUCGUCUGUGAGGAGUUCCCCCACGAGCUCGGGGACUUUGUGAUCCUGCUGAACUCGGGGAUGUCGGUCCCUCAGGCCAUCUUCUUCAACCUGCUGUCCGCCAUGUCCUGCUACGUGGGGCUGGUCUUCGGCAUCCUGGUGGGCAGCAGCUUCGCCCCCAACGCCAUCUUCGCCAUCGCCGGCGGCAUGUUCCUGUACAUCGCCCUGGCUGACAUGUUCCCGGAGAUGAACAGCAUCAUGGUGGCCCAAGAAAAGACCUCGACAAAGAUGGUCUUCUUCUUCAUCCAGAACCUAGGGCUGCUCAGUGGAUUCACAAUAAUACUGCUCAUUACUAUGUUCGCUGGAGAAAUCAACCUGGGCUAGGCCAACCCGGCAACCCAAACUGGAACAUUUGAACAGAAGGAUUGUAAUAAGUUUCCUUUCUGUGCACAGUGAAACUGGGCAGGAGGGGGAAUGUAAAGAUCUUGUUUUGUACAAACAGAACGCAAUGUUAAAAUAAGAGAUUUUACUUCUAACAUUUUACUAUCUUUGUAGCUGAAAUCUUCCUCCACAAAAAAGGGAAUGUAUUUGUAAUCAUGUUGUGUCCGGAAUCAGGACAUUUUGCUUGAGCAAACAAUAAAUUAUUUUUACAGUC
Gadus macrocephalus (Pacific cod) is the source of this 2043-nucleotide messenger RNA. RefSeq names its product solute carrier family 39 member 8 (gene slc39a8). The transcript is spliced from 8 exons. Gene Ontology annotation, cellular component: membrane. Gene Ontology annotation, biological process: zinc ion import across plasma membrane; intracellular zinc ion homeostasis. Gene Ontology annotation, molecular function: zinc ion transmembrane transporter activity. The coding region runs from base 375 to 1772 and encodes 465 amino acids. Lineage: Eukaryota; Metazoa; Chordata; Actinopteri; Gadiformes; Gadidae. The record is from RefSeq and is a predicted model, not a curated record.